Molecule: messenger RNA, 2274 nt
Organism: Asterias rubens (European starfish)
Lineage: Eukaryota; Metazoa; Echinodermata; Asteroidea; Forcipulatida; Asteriidae
Exons: 1
Coding region: 1-2274 (757 amino acids)
Biological process (GO): proteolysis
Molecular function (GO): aspartic-type endopeptidase activity; zinc ion binding; nucleic acid binding
Source: RefSeq, a predicted model, not a curated record
AUGGCGCAGAAUAUCCAGCUGAAUGGAGUUGAGAAAUUUGACCCUCAUGGUGACCCCGCACAGUUGAGACAAAUGUGGCGGCGAUGGUUGCGUGGGUUUGAGUAUUUUGCUGUUGGAAAGGGAGUCACAAAUCAAGGACAGAAGAAAGCCCUUCUACUGCAUUGUACCGGUCCUGACGUUCAGGAUAUUUUCUUUUCCCUGACGGAGGAGGAGGGAACAGACGAGUAUGAUAAAGCCGUGAAAACCUUGAACAAACAUUUCGAAGUGAAAAUCAACGUGCCGUACGAACGCUAUGGUUUUCGCAACAUGGAACAGGCGGCCGGGGAAACAGUUGAUCAGUACAUAGUGCGGCUCCGACAGAAGGCAUUAUUAUGCGAGUUUGACAAGUCAGACGAGGAGAUCAGGGACCAGGUGAUUGCACAAUGUAAGUCACAUAAAAUUCGUACCAAACUGUUAGAAAAGGGGCAAUCAUUAACACUUGACCGUUUGAGGAUGAUCGCAACAAAUGUAGAAUUGACUGAGAAACAGUCCAAGGAUAUGGAGGCGAAGAAACCAGACUAUGGUCCACAUGUAAAUGCUGUAAGGCGACACAAGGCCUCUGACUACGAGCAAAGGAGAAAGAAUGGUGAACAUGGAGACGCCAGCAAGGGUUAUAGAGGCGGCGCUGGGACAAGACAACAUGCCAACGGUGAUCAGUGUUUCCGUUGUGGACACAGAGGACAUUAUGCCCGUGAUCAGGAGUGUCCAGCCCGAAAUGCGGUGUGCAACAAAUGCGGAAAUCGCGGACAUUAUGGAGUUGCUUGCAAGACCCAGACGAGCAAAAACAGAAAAGACAAUUACGAGCAAAAGGAUGCCAAAUGGAGAAAUAACAAAGGACAAAAAUGGAAUGGAACCGGAGGAAAUAAACCAAGAGGAAAAGUUCACACAGUGCAAGAAGACACUAAAACUGGUAGUGACACUGAAUUUGCAUUCCAUGUAGGCAUGGUGGGAAGUAAUAAAGAGGAAAAGAUCAAAGUAAGUUUGGGGCAGGGCAUACCAGUAGAUGUUAUCAUUGACAGUGGAGCUUCAGUAAAUAUCAUUGACAAAAGUCUGUGGGAGGAAUUGAAAGGUAAAAGAAUUCAGUGUAAAUCUGAAAGAAGUAAUAAGAAGUUGUAUGCAUAUGGAUCAACAAAUCCAUUAAAGGUUCUUGGUAAAUUUGUAACCAAAAUUAAAGUUGAUGGUAUGAGUCAUGAAGACACUGAAGUAGAAGCAGAUUUUUAUGUCACAGAAAAUAAAGGGUCUGCACUUCUAGGUAAAGAUACAAGUGUUGAACUGGGUGUGCUUAAGAUUGGUGUAAACCUUGUGGCUGGAGAAGUGAUAGAUAGUUAUCCAGAAUGUUUUCAAGGGGUAGGAAAGUUGAAGGACCAUAAGCUGAAGUUGCACAUUGACAAAGAGGUUAGACCAGUGGCACAACACAUGUACCGGGUACCAUACACCUUAAGAGAGAAGGUCAGUGACAAACUAGAUGAAUUAGAGUCACUAAGUAUAAUAGAGAAAGUUAAUCACCCAACUUCGUGGGUAAGCCCAGUGAUUGUUGUACCCAAACCAAAUGGCGAUAUUCGACUGUGUGUUGAUAUGCGACAAGCCAAUAAGGCCAUAAUCAGAGAAAGGCAUCCUAUUCCUACUGUUGAUGAGAUUUUGUACAAUAUGAAUGGUAGUGAAGUUUUCAGUAAGUUAGAUAUGAAGUAUGGGUAUCACCAGAUAGAAUUGGAAGAAGAUUCACGAGAAAUCACAACGUUUGUAACCCAUAAAGGCCUGUAUAGGUAUACACGAUUGAUGUUUGGCAUAAGUGCAGCACCAGAGAAGUACCAGCAAGUAAUAGCUCAGGUACUACAUGAUUGUGAAGGAGUUCAAAACAUAUCAGAUGAUAUUGUUGUUCAUGGAAAAAACCAAGCAGAGCACGAUGAAAGACUAGUGAAAGUCAUGCAGAGACUGAAGGAAAAGAACUUGACCUUAAAUAAGGAAAAGUGUCAGUUUGGUUUGACAAAGAUUACGUUCAUGGGUCAUGUGUUAUCCAAAAACGGAGUUGAGCCCACAGAGGGGAGAAUCAAAGCCAUGAAAGAGGCAAGACCCCCCAACAAUGCAGCCGAAAUCAAGAGUUUUCUGGGACUUGUGAAUUUCUUAGCACGAUACAUUCCAAAUUUGGCCACUGUGGCUGAACCAUUGCGUAGGCUGACUAGAAAAAUGAGAAGUUCACAUGGGGCAAAGAACAACAAAACAGUUUUGAUGUGUUGA